This is a messenger RNA of Alligator sinensis (Chinese alligator), 936 nucleotides long. Its product is annotated as RAB, member of RAS oncogene family like 2B. NCBI's taxonomy places the organism in Eukaryota, Metazoa, Chordata, Crocodylia, Alligatoridae. Gene Ontology annotation, molecular function: GTP binding; GTPase activity. The coding region runs from base 198 to 614 and encodes 138 amino acids. Gene Ontology annotation, cellular component: endosome; Golgi apparatus. The record is from RefSeq and is a predicted model, not a curated record. The transcript is spliced from 5 exons.
AAAUUGGGACCGAAGGUUGGGAAGGUUUCGGGGCCGGCAGCAUCUCUGCAGGGUGGUGAAACAAGCACGGCUGCUCAGGCCAGGGGCCGGGCUGUGGGCAUGGGCGGGAUGUGGCUGGUCCAUGUCAUGGCACACUGACCGUGUCCUUGUGCCUUGCAGACUUCUGGGACACAGCAGGGCAGGAGCGGUUCCAGAGCAUGCACCCCUCCUACUACCACAAAGCCCAUGCUUGUAUCAUGGUGUUCGAUGUGCAGAGGAAGGUCACCUACAAGAACCUGAGCAACUGGUACAAGGAGCUGAGGGAGUUCCGCCCAGAGAUCCCCUGCAUCGUGGUGGCCAACAAAAUUGACGCGGAUAUGAAAAUGACUCAGAAAAGCUUCAACUUUGCCCGGAAGUUCAACCUGCCUUUCUACUUCGUCUCUGCUGCAGACGGCACCAAUGUGGUGAAGCUCUUCAGCGACGCCAUCAAACUGGCCGUCGCCUACAAGCAGAAUUCAAGGGACUUCAUGGACGAGGUCAUGCGAGAGCUGGAGAACUUUGACCUGCAGCAGAAGGGGGAAGACUUCUCGGAUAAGGAGGAGAGCUGCCCCGAGGAGAAGCCCCCCUCCACCUGAGCCUCCCCGGGCCAGCCUCAGGCUGCUGCCCUGCAUCACCCAGGGGGAUGGGUAGGACCAUCGGUGUCUGCCUGGGGAGAGCCGACUUUGCAGGCCUAGUAGCUCUGGGCGCAGCCGUCUCAGGGCUCCUGUCUGUGGCAGGGAGACCGGCUCGGCCUGAACUUCCCUACCUGGUCCAACCCCAGAGCAUCCAGGCCAUGGAAGGGGACACAUGUACAUGUGACUAUGGCCUGCCCCAGCACAGAGAACACGCAGCAGGGAGCUGUAGGAAAGGGUCCCGCCCAGGCCAUGGAAAAACUGGCACUAAAGGACUUUGUGCAGA